AUGGUUUUUGCCUCUGCUUUCCAAGCCUCCUGGCAGGCCGGAGUUCUUGCCCUCGUUGGAGCUUCAGUUGCUUCGAUCUUCGUAUAUGCCAUCUACCAGCUAUGGUUCCAUCCUCUUGCACACUUUCCCGGUCCGUUCUGGGCGAAGUUUACUUGCCUCUACUCGGGAUGGCAUGCGUGGAAGGGAGAUUUGCAUCUGGACAUGCUGCGUUGUCAUGAGAAAUACGGGGACUUUGUUCGCUAUGCGCCCAACCAGCUUUUGAUCAACACCUCGAUUGGUCUUCACGACAUCUACGGCUUCGGUCGCAACACCCAAAAGUCGAAGCUCUACAGCGCCAUGGUCCACCGCGCCCCCAACACCCUCACCCUCAUUGACAAGAAAGCGCACGGCCGGAAGAGACGUAUCAUCAGUCAGGGUCUUUCCGACGCUGCCCUACGGCGGUACCAGCCCGCCAUCCUCAAGCACAUCAACGAGCUCUGCACCGUCUUGGUGGGAAGUAAGCCAGGUGACUGGUCUGUUCCACGGAACGUUGCUCACUAUUUCAACUUCCUCACCUUCGACAUCAUGUCCGACGUCCUCUUCGGCGAGCACUACAACAUGGUGACCAACGAUGAGCACCGCUACGUCGUCAAAGCAAUCGAGGACUCCAACGUCCGAACCUCCGUUCUCGCCCAAGCACCCAUCCUCGCCUUCCGACGCUGGGACCGCAAACUCUUCGCCGAGUCUAUUCUCGCCCGCAACAAGUUCAUCCAAUUCGUCAACACCCUUCUCCAACGCCGCUUCAAAGCCGCCAAAUCCGCCCGUCAGGACGUCUUCACUUUCCUCCUCGAUGCCAAGGAUCCCGAGACCCAACAAAGUCUCUCCCUCGCCGAGAUUGGCGCCGAAACCACCACCCUCGUUGUAGCCGGAUCCGACACCUCCUCCACCGCCUUCUCCUCCUGCCUCUUCUACCUCGCCAACAACAAAGACUGGUACAACCGCGUCGCCACCGAAGUCCGCAACACCUUCAACUCCGCCGACGAAAUCACCCUCGGCCCGCGCCUCAGCUCCUGCGUCUACCUGCGCGCCUGCAUCGACGAAUCCCUCCGCAUGUCCCCGCCCGCCGGCUCCGCUCUCUGGCGCGAAGUCGGCCCCGGCGGCGCCACCUUCGACGGCCACUUCAUCCCGGGCGGCUACGACGUCGGAACCGGCAUCUACGCCAUCCACCAUAACGAGAACUACUACCCGGAGGCGUUUACCUUCCGUCCUGAGCGAUGGAUUCUUUCCGGUGCAGAAGGUGACACUGAUGCCGUGGGAGCUGCUGAUCGUGAGGGUUUGGCCAAGGCGCAGGGCGCGUUUAAUCCCUUCUCGAUUGGGCCCAGAGGGUGUAUUGGGAAGGGUCUGGCGUUGGCGGAGUUGACUCUGGGGAUUGCGAUGAUGUUGUGGAGGUAUGAGUUUGCGUUGGGGAUGGAAAGGGGAUGA
This is a messenger RNA of Aspergillus sclerotioniger CBS 115572, 1461 nucleotides long. RefSeq names its product cytochrome P450. The record is from RefSeq and is a predicted model, not a curated record. Gene Ontology annotation, molecular function: iron ion binding; heme binding; oxidoreductase activity, acting on paired donors, with incorporation or reduction of molecular oxygen. NCBI's taxonomy places the organism in Eukaryota, Fungi, Ascomycota, Eurotiomycetes, Eurotiales, Aspergillaceae. Bases 1 to 1461 code for a protein of 486 amino acids. The transcript is spliced from 6 exons.